AUGGAAGAGGCAGGGGUUUUGGAUGUCGGCUUUUCAGGAGCUAGUUUCACAUGGUCUAAUAAUCGGAGAGGUAGAGCUCGGGUUUCAAAGAGAUUGGAUAGAUUCUUAAUUAAUGGGUCUUGUUUGGAUUUCUCAGACGUGAUUUCUGUACUCCAUCUCCCAAGACAUCCCUCGGAUCAUGCACCAUUGAAAAUUACUUUUUCUGAUCGAUCAGACAAUAGUCCACGACCUUUCAGAUUUUUGAAUGUCUGGACGACCAAACCACAACUAUUGGAUGUGAUUCGACAGGCUUGGAAUCAAGAUGUGAGUGGAUCUCCGCUACGUGUUUUGUGCUCUAAAUUAUUGGCAACGAGGAGGGCUAUUCAUACAUGGAACAAGCAACAUUUUGGGAAUAUAUUUGAUGCUGUACGUUCGGCGGAAGAGGUGGUCAAACAAGCAGAAGAAUCGAUGGAUCAAUAUGCAUCGGAGGAAUUUCAGGUUGAGCUCAGUAAGGCUCAGGCAGAGUUGCGGAAUGCAUUGUCAAUAGAAGAGCAAUUUUGGAGCCAAAAAGCCAGGGCAAAAUGGCUUAAACAGGGAGAUCGCAAUUCAAAAUAUUUCCAUGCGGUCGUAAGACAGAGACGGAUUAAAGGAAUGAUACACCGUAUAAAAAAGUCAAACGGAGUUUGGGUGGACACCAAUGCUGAUAUAGCAACUGAGGCCAUAUCAUAUUUCUCUGAUCUCUUCACUGGCUAUCUUGAGUCAUCUUCUGCUAUGCGACAUAUGAUCCCGCACAUGAUAUCGGAAGAGGAAAAUAGAAAAUUGGAAGAAAUGCCUUCGAUUGAAGAGAUUCAUCGAGUUCUAAAGUCAAUGGAUGGGGAUAGUGCUGCUGGCCCCGAUGGCUUCACAGGCAAAUUUUUUACAUUCGCCUGGGACAUUAUUGCCCAAGAUGUCUACAAGGCAAUUCUCAGCUUUUUCUGUGGGGCAGAGUUGCCUCGAUUUAUCACUUCUACCUCAAUUGUAUUAAUUCCAAAAAACCCAAAUCCUCAGGAAUUUUCUCAUUACAGGCCAAUCAGUCUGUGUAACUUCUUCAACAAGUUGUUAUCCAGGAUCUUAGCUGAUAGAGUGGCUUCUCUUUUGCCCAAAAUUAUUUCGCCCCAGCAGACAGGCUUUGUAAAGGGCCGUAAUAUAACAGAAAAUUUUUUGCUAGCACAGGAGGUAGUGUCGGGUAUUGGGAAAAAGACUAGAGGUGGUAAUGUGGUAAUGAAGUUGGACAUGUCUAAGGCAUAUGACCGAGUGGCAUGGGAUCAUAUCAUUGGUGUUCUCAGGAGAUUUGGCUUUGGAGAAAGAUUCAUUGAUUUGGUUUGGCGAUUGAUCUCCAAUGUUUGGUUUUCCAUCAUUAUAAAUGGGGCAUCACAUGGUUUCUUCAAAUCUACACGAGGCCUACGUCAGGGUGAUCCAUUAUCGCCUGCCUUAUUCAUCAUAGGAGCUGAGGUGUUAUCUAGAGGAUUGAAUAAUCUUGCUAUGCAACCGGGGUUUGUGGGUUUCAAAGUCCCCUUUGCAUGUCCUACUAUAACUCAUUUGGCUUUUGCGGAUGAUAUUCUAAUUUUUUCAAAUGGAUCCUCUUAUUCUCUAAAGCUUAUCAUGCGGGUGCUAGAUGCGUAUCAAAGGUGUUCUGAACAAUUGAUAAAUGUGCUGAAAAGUUGUUACUUAGUACAUCCUUCGAUAUCACUGGCACGAAGAAGGGUGAUUGAACGUAUCACCAAAUUCAAUUAUCACCCAUUUCCGAUACGUUAUUUGGGAUUCCCCCUCUACUUUGGCAGAUGUAAAUCAUCAUAUUUUGGGGAAGUUUGCCAAUCUAUCCUAGGGAGAAUAAGGUCAUGGAAAUCAAGGAUGCUUUCUCUUGGAGGCAAAAUAGUUCUAAUCAAACAUGUGUUAGCAACGAUGCCAGUACAUCUGUUGUCAGCAGCGGUUAUCCCAGGUAAGGUAUUUAGAACUAUAGAAAAAGCCUUCUCGACCUUCCUAUGGGGGUCAUCCUCCGAGGAGUCUAAAUUUCACUGGAUACGGUGGUCUCAAAUGUGCUAUCCGGUAGAUGAGGGAGGAGUUGGUUUUCGCAGGUUACAGGACAUCUACACAGCAUUCUCAUUCAAGCUUUGGUGGAACUUCAGAAAGGGAUGCUCGUUGUGGGCUUCGUUCAUGAAAGCUAAGUAUUGUAGACUACUACAUCCUUGUCAGGUAGAAAUCAGGUCAAUGGAUUCCGCAAUCUGGAGAAGGAUGGUCAAUGUAAGUCGACAAGUGGAACUAUCUAUGCUAUGGGAUAUCAAAAACGGAGCUUGUCAUUUUUGGUACGACAAUUGGUUGGGAGGGGGUGCCUUGUUUCUCCGUAUGACGGUGGUCUCUAAUUUGUCGUUUGGUGAUUUUAUCAUCAAUGGACACUGGGAUGUGAUUAGAUUAUAUCAAACAUUGCCUACAGAUUUGGUUCCCUCUAUUUUAGAGCAUCCAGUCCCGGAAGACUGGGGUGAAGCUGAAGUCAUUUGGAUGUCCACAACAUCUGGAAACUUCUCUCUAGUUUCGGCAUUUCAGGAUAUUAGGCAAGCACGAAACAAGUCUAUGGUUUUUGAUAGCAUUUGGCAUCCUCAGAUCCCACUCAAAAUUUCAUUCUUCAUGUUAAGAUUGUUGCUGGAGAGGCUACCUUUACCGGAUAGGUUAUGUAAACUUGGUUUACAUUUACCAUCAAAGUGUUUCUGCUGCGAUUCCGCUUCGGAGGAGUCAAUUGAACAUUUAUUUUCCAAAGGCCAUAUAGCUUCAACAGUUUGGAAUUAUUUUGGAGCUUUAUGUGGAUUGACUUUUCCUGGUUCUUCUUUACGCUCCCGUAUAGUGGGUUGGUGGUUGCACUCAUAUGAUUCAGAGAUACAGCGAUUCAUUGGACGAAUUCUUCCGAAUAUAGUAUGUUGGCAAAUUUGGAAAGCAAGAAAUAAAGCAUUAUUUGAGGAUGUCCAUAUGAGAUCGCGCGCCAUUUGUCUUGCCAUUACCUUGGAAAUCCAUAUCAUUGUGGAAAUUUAUUUCAAACAGGUUUUCAAGGCUCAUUCAUUCUAUCAUUUGUACGAUUGGCCAUAUUCAUCUCACAUUUAUCUCACGUACAAACUUGUUUAUUGGGAACCAAAGGAAACUGGUCGUUUUACACUCAAUACAGAUGGCUGUUCUAAGGGUAAUCCAGGUUUGGGUGGAGGAGGUGGGGUUCUUCGGGAUUCACAUGGGAUUCCUUUGAUUGGUUUUUCGGCAUAUCUUGGAGAAACUACAUGUCUAAGUGCAGAGGCCCGGGCUCUCCUUAUUGGCAUUCAAACAUCCAUACAUAGGGGUUUUGAAAAUCUCUAUAUUCAAUCGGAUUCUUUGGUAUUAAUUGGAAUUCUUCAGAAACGUAUACACUGCCCUUGGAAGAUUCGACGAGAGAUUAGGCAGAUUUGGCAGUUCGUGGAAGAUCCUGAUCUUUUUUCACAUUGCUAUAGGGAAGCUAACACAGUCGCUGAUGCAUUGUCCAAUGUGGGCGUCUCUCAUCCAGAGCAUCAACUCAAGUUAUACGAUUCCUUCCAUACGUUCCCAACUAUGGCUCGUGGAGCAAUUCGCCUGGACAGAUUAGGGAUGCCUUCAAUUCGGAAAAUUAAGCGUAUGAAGGGCUGA
Molecule: messenger RNA, 3654 nt
Organism: Coffea eugenioides
Lineage: Eukaryota; Viridiplantae; Streptophyta; Magnoliopsida; Gentianales; Rubiaceae
Exons: 1
Coding region: 1-3654 (1217 amino acids)
Molecular function (GO): nucleic acid binding; RNA-DNA hybrid ribonuclease activity
Source: RefSeq, a predicted model, not a curated record